AUGAAAUUUAUUUAUAAAACUAAUAAAAAUAAUAAUAACUCUACUACUUCAUUAUCUAAAAUGUUAACACUUCCUCAUAUAUUAUUACAAAAUAUAUUGUCGUCACUCGAUAAUUUAGAUAGAAUAUGCUUUGCUCUAAGUUGUAAAAAGUGGUAUCAAUCAAGAGAUAACUUCCUCUUGUUCGAUACCCACGACCAAUUCCUAAACAACUUUGAUUUCUAUCUGUUAAAUGAUCAAUUCAAGUUGAAUUCAUUUAGAAAAUCACUAUGUAAAUCAAUUUAUAUGAAUAGUGGUAAAUUCGAUUUCAAUGUUAACAAUACAAAUACAGAAAUACCGAUGUGGGCAAACUAUUUGUAUUUCUCAAAUAGCUUCAAUGAUCCAUUCCAAUUCGGUUGGAUACCGGAAUGUAUUACGACUCUCCACUUUGGUUUCUCGUUCGAUCAGUAUCUAGAACCAGGACUACUGCCUUCAUCGAUAAAGACAUUGAAAUUCGGUAAUAACUUUGAUCAGAAGAUUGUGUUUGGUGCUAUUCCCAAUUCGGUGGUAUCGCUCACCUUUGGCAAGAAGUUUAAUAACGAUAUAGAUCCUGGUGUUCUACCCAAGUCCAUCAAGAAGCUGGUGUUUGGUGAGGAUUUCGAUUGUCUGCUGAUGCCCGGCUCAAUACCAUCUUCAGUCACCAAGCUGAAAUUCGGUAAUCACUUCAACAGCCCGAUUAAAUUGGGUGUCCUACCAAACCGCUUGAAAUCACUGAUAUUCGGUUACUACUUUAACUAUCCACUUGAGUACAACGGUGUCAGUGUGCUACCGCCUACACUGCAAGAGUUGAGCAUCGGUCGAAACUAUCUGCAUUACAUCGAUCCAAAGAUAUUGCCAACCACUUUGAAUGAGUUACACUAUGUCUAUUCAAAGACUAGUAAACUACAGUCUGAUCAACCGAAUGUUGUACCUGCUGCUAAUACUACUGCUGCUGCCGAUGUUGCUAAUGUUGUUAUCCCUACAACUACAAAGUCAGCGCUACCUAAAGGUGUAACUCAUUUAAUGAUAGAUAAUACGGUUGGACCAAUCGAGCCUGGAUUUAUACCAGAGACAGUUACCAACUUACAAUUCCUACAUGACUAUCAGCAUCCGAUUAUGGAUAAGACAAUACCAUCGAGCGUGAAACGGUUGGAGAUUGGUAUCAUUCUCCAACAACUACUGAAACCCAAUCAAAUUCCAGAGGGUGUGGAAGUGAUCGAAUUCGGCAAUCUCUUCAAUCGCCAGAUAGAAUCAGAGUUGCUGCCAACCAGUGCAAAAGAUGUCAGACUUGGAUCAACGUUUCAACAUGUGUUACCAAGUGACAUCCUUGCCAACGAUCAGCUAGAAGCACUAGAGAUUUCCGGUGCCUAUAGAUAUCCUCUGCCAGCAUCCGUUAGAAACAUUCACCUUAUGAGUCGUGUCUACUACAACUUUAGAUAUGAUUCAUUCGAUUUCGAAUCACUACCGAUUGGCACCACCAUCAGAAUGGAAGUUCCAACUCUCGAACAAAUCACCAUUAGAAUCAUGUCGAAACAACACGCACUACUCUUGACUGACAAUUACUUCUUGGGUGGAUUCAUGCCAAUUUCAUCUUUGAAAACUGGUUAUUUUACAUCUUGCUAA
Molecule: messenger RNA, 1638 nt
Organism: Heterostelium album PN500
Lineage: Eukaryota; Evosea; Eumycetozoa; Acytosteliales; Acytosteliaceae
Exons: 2
Coding region: 1-1638 (545 amino acids)
Molecular function (GO): protein binding
Source: RefSeq, a predicted model, not a curated record